AUGUUUAUUAAAAAUAUUAUUAUAUCAGGAUUUCGUUCUUAUCGAGAGCAGUCUUUUCCAGAUGGUCUUUCUCCCAGAACAAACGUGAUUGUUGGAAAGAAUGGAUCUGGAAAGUCAAACUUUUUCUCGGCGGUGCAGUUUGUACUAAGUGAGAAAUUUUUUAACCUUAGUGCAGUAGAACGUAAAGAACUUUUUCAUGUUGGUAGCGGCCGACCAUCUCUUUCAAUUUUUGUUGAAAUUGUAUUCGAUAAUUCAGAUGGUCGCAUUGUAAUUCCAGGACGAGCUGAAGAACUGGAAAUACGGAUCCGCAGAACAGUAGGUCUUAAGCAAGAUGAAUUCCGAGUUAAUGAUCGACGGUUCACUGCAAAUGAAGUCCAUCAGUUGCUGGAAAGUGCUGGGUUUUCAUCAAAUAACCCAUACUAUAUUGUUGAACAAAGCAGAAUAACGCAUCUGGUUACCAUGAAUGAGGAGGAACGAUAUCAAAUAAUUAAAGACAUUGCAGGUACUAAAAUUUACGACGAACGACGAAGCGAAAGUAAGCGUAUUCUUGAUGAGACAAAAUCAAAACAAGAACAAAUUAGCCACUCUAUUUCACAACUAGAAGGCAAGCUACGAGAACUCGAAAAAGAAACUAUUGAAUUAAAAGAGCUUCAGGAUUCUGAACAUGAGAAAAAGUGUUUGGAGUACUGUAUCUUCAAUUUGGAGCUCGAAAACUGCAAGGAAGGACUAUUUAAGUUGGAAGCUGAGUGGUCUUCAAGGAAAACUACUCUUUUCAAGAACCAGGAGUCAGAAACCUUGACUGAGCAAGAAAUUCAAACUUGUGAGGAUCAACUUGCAGAAAUCAGUGGUCUUAUGUCUCGGCUGGAAACUGAAAGGGAGUCUAUUGAGAAGGAAAUAUCAAUAUUGAGUAACAAGCAAACCGUGAUAGAUCUUGAUGCAAAUGAUGGGGCCAACAGUUUACAUCGCGUUGAUAAAGAAUAUGCUGCACUCCUAAAAGAGAGCAGUGAUUUGGAGAAUGUACUCGCAAAGGUCAAAAAGGAUGCACUCGAUAAACGAGACAUGUUUAAGAAGAGUGAAUCCCUUGCCAUUAAGAGCCUUGAAGAAGUUGACCAGAUACAAAAAUUGGCUGACCAUAUGCAAGAAAAAAGAAAUCGUAACAGGCUCUUCAAGAAUCAAACUGAAAGAGACAGAUGGAUAACGAACGAGAUUUCAAAAAAUAAAGAGACUAUCGACAACUCAAGGUCAGAACUUCAGUCUGUUGAAAAAGAAAUUACUUCUCUGGAUGAGGCUAUAAAAUUAAGAAAAAUUACAAAGGACACCACUCAUUCAGUGGAAAAGGUGGAAAAAGAUCUGGAGUCACGAGAAACCAAAAUAACUGAAGCUCUGACGAAGAGAAAUAAUCUUAACCAGAAGAGACGUCAGCUUUGGCAGAUUGUUCAUGAGCAAGAAAAUGUGGUAAAGCAUCUUGAAGAGUCGUUAAAAAGAACACAUCAAAAGAUGGAGCGAAUCAUCCCUUACGAAAUCCGACAGGGACUUCAAUCUCUCCAAGAGAUUCUGAAAGAAUUCGAUGCAAAUACCCGAAAGGCAGUUCACGGACCUCUCAUUGAUCUUAUUUCUGUAGAGGAUGGCUUUCAAACCGCAGUUGAAAUAGGAGCUGGUAAUACUCUCUUUAAUGUGGUCGUUGAUACAUUUGAGAUUGGCGCAAUGGUGCUAGAAAAAAUAAACAAAAAGCGAAAACCUGGUCGUAUAUCUUUUUUCCCACUUGACACCUGUAAAGGUUUCAAAAAAAAUAUACCAGAAACACCAGAAUGUUCAUCGCUUCUUUCCAAAGUAUCAUACAAUGAUCGUUUCACCAAGGUUGUCGCAGAGGUAUUUGGAAGAGUUGCCGUUGUUGCGUCGCUGGAGUCAGGUUUAAAAUUUACAAAAGAGCUGCAUUUAGAUGUUAUCACUCUGGACGGAGAUCAACUUGGAAGAAAAGGUGCAAUAACAGGUGGGUAUAUAGACAAACUGAAUAUGAAGCUCCCCAUCUACGCGAAUGAAAAGAGUCUAACACUGACCCUCACGGAAGCUCGGAAAAAAUUGGAUGAUCUUUGCCAAGAGCUUGCUUCUGUUGAACAAUGUAUCACAGAAGUUUUAAAUGAAUUAGAAUUCCUACGUGCAGAAAAUAUAUCCACUGAGAGAAAAGCAGAUGAAGAAUUUCGUGAGGCACGGCAACGAGAAGAGCAUAUUUUACGUCUCAGCUCUCAGAAAGAAACCCUUUUAUCCACAAAGCGCACAUUGGCAAAAAAUAUUCAGGAAUCUAUUGAAGUAAAUAACCGUUUACAGGAUGAGUUAGGAGAGAAAUUUAAGAUUAAUUGGACGGAAGAAGAAGAAUUAAAGCUAGAAAAACUAUCUGAAGAGCUUGCUUCUAUGAAAAUUAAUUACGUCUCGUUACAAGCACAGCCACUUCAUUUGGCUACAGAAGUUCAGCUCAUGGAGGACAAGGUCCAGCAUAUGGAGCGCAGGAAAGCAAUGAUCGCUGACCGUAUUCGGGAAAUCGGAUGGUCCAAACGUACAACACACGGUCUUGAUCGUGAGCGUGACUCGCUUAAGCAUGAGUCCAUUUUGCUGAACGAUCGUUUGAAUGCAAUCAAAAAAUCUAUCGAUGCUUCAAUUCAACAAAAAGAAGAGAUUCAAAAAAAAAUGGAGAAUCUUAACUUGAAUCAACUUUCGAAAGCAUUGUCUCUUCAAGAAAAAGAGGACAUAAUCGAUAAGACACAAGCUCAGCGAAACCUCCUUCUUCAGAGACAGGACGAAGCUUUGAACAAGCUUCGUAAACUAGGUAUAGUUCCAAAGGGUUCAGAAAAAUAUGCCAACUUUUCUCUUGGUAAGUUGAUGCAUCAGCUUAAAUGCGUCAACGAAUCUCUAAAAAAGUAUUCCCACGUGAAUCGAAAAGCGAUUGACCAGUAUACUGCCCUUCAGCAAUCCAGUAACGAGCUAGUAGUCCAACAAACUUCGCUUGAGCAGGAGCUAAAAAGCAUCUACGACCUAAUCAAUCACCUUGAUAUGAAAAAAGAUGAGGCCAUCAAUCGUACCUAUAAACAAAUUCAGUAUCAUUUUGAGGAAGUAUUCAAAGAACUUCUUGAGACGGAGGAUACCUAUGCGGAGUUGCAGUUAGUAAAAAGCAAAUCAAAUAAAGAUGAGGAUCCGUACUGUGCUGCGCGCAUUUGUGUAUCAUUUGGCAUGGGGACUGUUGUGAGCGAACUUGAGCAAUUGAGUGGUGGUCAAAAAUCACUGGUUGCCUUGACAUUUAUCUUCGCUAUUCAACGCUGUGAUCCCGCCCCAUUUUACCUUUUUGAUGAGAUUGACGCUGCCUUGGAUGCAGAGUAUCGCAUGGCUGUCUCGAAUAUGAUACAUAAACAAUCUGAAGAGUGUCAAUUCAUUAUUGCAACUUUCAAAACGGAAUUUCUUACAACAGCAGACAAAGUCCUCGGUAUUUUUUUCCACAACAAGGUUAGUCGUAUUCAAACUAUUUCGAUGGAAGAGGGAAUAAAAAUGCUAAGACAAGUAGCAUUAGCAGAUCGGAAGCGUAAUAGAGAAGCAGAAUAUCAAGAUCAGAUUACAAACAACUAA
This is a messenger RNA of Phytomonas sp. Hart1, 3612 nucleotides long. The record is from the annotation of a GenBank genome assembly. Lineage: Eukaryota; Euglenozoa; Kinetoplastea; Trypanosomatida; Trypanosomatidae.